UGCCCAGCCGGGGAAUGGCACAUGCGGGGGCGAUGCUGCAGGGGCGCAGCUUUGAGUCCUAGAUGCUGAGCCUGGGUCGCCACGGCCUCCUCCCCUUCUCAGCUUCCUUCUGUGAUGUAAAACAGUCUGCCAGGGCUGUUUUUCUGCCAGCCACGUUUUGGUGACCUCUGAGUUUGGAGACUCCAUCCCUUGUCACCCACUGGAUUAUGCUCGUGGCUUUCCUGCCUGAUGAUUCUUUUGCAGCAGGUCUGGCUUCCUUUACCUAAUCGGCCCUCAACCUCUCCUCCUAUGUCAGUGGCUGCCAGGUCCACAAGGACCUUGCAGCUCCCGCCACAGAAGGCUUUUGGGCAGGAAGCAUCCUUGCCUCUGGCAGGGGAAGAGGAUUUAGCUAAGAGAGGGGAGCCAGACUCUGCCCUGGAGGAGCUGUGUAAGCCCCUCUUCUGCAAACUCUGCAAUGUCACCUUGAACUCUGCUCAGCAAGCCCAGGCACACUAUCAGGGUAAAAACCAUGGCAAGAAACUCCGAAAUUAUUAUGCAGCUAACAGCUGUCCUCCUCCAGCCAGGGUGAGCAGCGUGGCAGAGCCUGUAGCCACACCCCUCGUUCCUGUCCCUCCACAGGUGGGCUCCUGCAAGCCAGGGGGCAGGGUGAUCCUGGCCACAGAGAACGACUACUGUAAGCUGUGCGAUGCCUCCUUCAGCUCCCCUGCUGUGGCCCAGGCGCACUACCAGGGGAAGAACCAUGCCAAGAGACUUCGGCUGGCUGAAGCUCAGAGUCACUCAUUCUCGGACUCCGUAGAGGCGGGGCAACGGCGGACCCGGAAAGAAGGGAAUGAAUUUAAGAUGGUGGCCACCAGGAGGAAUAUGUAUACAGUCCAGAGCAAUUCAGCAGGCCCUUACUUCAAUGCCCGCUCCCGGCAGAGGAUCCCGCGAGAUCUCGCCAUGUGCGUUACUCCAAGUGGCCAGUUUUACUGCUCCAUGUGUAACGUUGGAGCUGGUGAAGAGGUGGAGUUUCGGCAGCAUCUAGAGAGCAAGCAGCACAAAAGCAAGGUGUCCGAGCAGCGGUACAGGAGCGAGAUGGAGAACCUGGGCUAUGUUCAAUGAUGGCCAUCCUCACAGAGAAGCCUGUCCUGCCUGUUUGCCUUCUGUCGACCUGCCUUGCUUCGUGAUCCUCCAUUCGUACAUUCCUCAUUUCUCUGCUUAGUGCGAGUAACCUGCGGUGGUGCCAUGAGCUGUCAGGUCAGGGUGCGGGAGGGAAGUGUGUUUCUUGGGUCAUGAUGAUACUCUUUUGGGCCAAGUGUGUCAAACAACUCACAGUGGUGUGUGAGCUUCCUGCCCCAUCAGGUGUAACUUCUUAUCUUGGUUCUGGUUAAGCAGCAGUAGCCUGGCCAUUUAGAGCUACGAUUGUUUGAAAGUGGCAUCUACUUUUGCGGUUUUAGGUUUACGCACAUUAGACAAAUUGACUUGAGUUCUUACUUCCAAUUAUAGAGACAACAGGUAAACAGAGAUUCCCGUCUCCUGCUGCUCCUGGGAACCAUGACCACCACAGUGUGGUGUCAGUCAGAUGUGCUGGUAUGAAUGGUGUGUGCUUGGUCUCCCAGCAGCACCUGGUUCCCUAUGGCCUAUCUCUCCCUCCGUAAUUGACACAUAGGUUUCCUUGAAUUCAUAUACGUCCAGAAUACUGUGUUCUUCUGAACAUAACUUCAUCUCCAGUUGUGAACUGCACACAUGGACUUGUCAUCUCCUUCCCCACUCGGAUCAGCUGUUCCGCUCACCCCGUUCUCAUGAGCUCGCUGUGCUGUUGGUUUUGGAGACCCAGAUUUGACUGUCUAAUGAGUUGAAGAUGGAUAUUCUUUUAGAAAAUAUAUUUUCAGAUGAUUCAAGGAAAUGCAAGGAUGUGUUUGAGAUUUCAAUUUGAAAUUCUAUUUUCACUGAUGAUUAUGUGAACUCAUGGGAUAGUCAUUAUUUUGUGGCUUUUUGACGAUUGUAUCCUGACACUGCCCUGACAGGUAAGGUAAUGGGCCUGCCUGGAAAAUACCCCUGUCUGCUAUUUCUUAAGUGGAAAAUUUUCUCUCUCUCUCUCUCCCUCUCUCUCUCUCUCUCUCUCCCCCCCCUCUCUUUCUCUUUCUCUCUCUCUCUUUCUCCUUCUUCUUUUUUUUUUUAAAGCUGAUCAAGUUUCAGUGUCAUUUCCAGUAGAAAAACAUAUAACCAUUGCAUUUUCUUCUUUGCCUCCUUGAAGAGACUGAAAACACAGAUGACUUUGGUGUCUAAUUAUAAUGGGAUUCUUAUUUUUUAAAUAAAAAGCCAUAGUGUAUGUCUAGACGGAUUGACGGAGUGUUAUGUGAACUUGUGUUCACUGUGUGUUCUUUGUCUUCUCCUUUCUCCUUCACGUGGGUGAGGCCAGCAUGCCCGUGUCCUUCUGCAGAAGGCUUACAGCAAGCGGGAUUUUGCACUGUAACAUACAUAUUUCAUUCAGUACUCAUGUCACCAGAGAAUUCUCUGGGCAGAUGGAGAGGGAGGAAGUGCUCGGCGCCCUCCUUUUCAUUCUUGCUUUAGAGCAGUCGAGACCCUUAAUUAAAGGUUAAUUUUAUGACUAGCUUCUGGGACAGUACCUGGUUACUUUCUCCUGGUGAAAUGCUGGUUUCUGGAAAAGUAGAACUAUUUGGUUAAGUAUUUUCCCCUUAGAAACAGAAGAAAGAACAGUGUUAGCUUAAGAUUUGAUCUCCAUUUGCAAGUCCUCAUACCAAGAACUACUCUGUGGCCAUCUAUAGAGUUGGCCAGUUUACGGCAAUUUAGGGUGUAUUUUGUUAGCCAUUUGGUUAUUCAUUUUGCUGCUAAAUAUAGUUCUUCGGUAGACUUAAAUAUACUGCUGGCCACUUGGUUCUGUGAUUGUUUAACAGUCUCAUUUGUUGUCUCUGCAGGGUAUGCGUCUGUGUGUCUCUGUGUUUGUGUCUGAAGAUACAUGCCCCCCCCCCCAGCCCCCCCCCCAGUUUUAUAUGAUAUCCCAGAGAGAAUUUCAUCUCAUCUUUAUAUCAGAUAACUUGGAAAGAUCCUGGGUAUGGAUUUACAUUUUAUAAAAGUGAUAUUCAUCUGCUUUGAGUUUUUUUUCCUCUGGGAAUCAUUUCAAAGGAUGUCCCCUCCCUGCCCCAAAUACUCUCCUCCUGUAUAAAGAGAAAACAGUGGACUUAAGGGCUUGAUGUGUCUUCAAGCCUCAUGAAUUCAGGUUUCUAGUCUCCCAGUGCCCUUAAUGGAUGUUAGGGACGCAUACGUGUGGUUUCUUUUGGAGUGAAGUGUUAGAUUUAUAGUGUUCUUUCUAUAUUCCUUUGCACUAGAGAGAGUGAUGCAUUUGUUUUAUGACACUCCAGGGCCGGGUUGCCCAUGACUAACUCAGUUUGUUUCCGAACUCUGGAAGUUUAUAAGUAAGUGCUACGGUCAUUGUUAGAGGUUACGUGGAUGUCCGAAACACUUCGAAGUUUCCUGGCUGAGGCUGUAUCAUCCUUACUUGUUGUAUUCAGUGGGUAGGGCAGAGGGUAUCAGAACUGCACGGUGCAGUUUCUCACUAUGUCAAUUCUGUAUGGACUGCGUCCCUUUGUCUGAUCAAGCUAUGGUGGCAUCUGAGGCAGUUAGGUGAGCUCUCUAUUGGCUUUGUUUUGCUGUAGGAUUGGCCCUCUGUUCCCAGGAAGCCUGUACAUUGUGAUGUGUCACAGUCAUGGAUGGAUAGAAGUGUAAACAAAGGGAGACCUUAGUCCAAAAUUAAGUAGAUUUCCAUUUCAUCAAUUAUUUGUAGCAUUGAAGUCUGUUCUUGUGGCUCUGCUUCACGAUGAGGCCAAUCAGAACACCCAGAUCUAAGGCUUCAGGAAGAGUCCAGUUUCAGUCAGGUGGUCUGGAUCCCAUAUGCCGUCAGAGGGCAUUAGCUUUGGAGGUUCAGCUAUGGCCCUGUGUUCUUUGACCUUUUAGACUUUACAUUGAGCAGAGACUUUGCUGGUCUGGGUUGAUCUGUGUCCUGACACUUGUAAAUGCAUGCCUAUUGUUUUACGCCUGUCUGCUUGCCUCUUACAAACGGAAUUCUGCAUUUUCCAACAAAUUUUCCACACUAUUUGUCUUGAUAAAAAGCUCCCUCCUCAACUCUUUCCCUUUAAGUUUGCCAUGGGCUUAGAGAAUUAGCGAGGAGGUGUGAAGCCCUGGAAAUGGAUGAAGGACUGUGGCUGAGAGCUUGUGAUCUGCUGAAGUGACUCUCCCACCUCACCCCAGAGCUGCCCUACAGAGUUUUUUUGUAGCCCUCGGUCUAUACAACCUUACAAUCCAAACAGGGAGAAAAAAAUUAUACAUACAUAUGCAUUCCUGUGUAGAUAAGAUCUAAAAGUUGACAGUGGGCCUUGGAACUAUCCUAGCUGGUGUUUCCAGGGAGAUGGAGCAGUGGCAGUCCAGGGCAGACAAGUAACUUCCUUGUAGUGCUUUCUAUGUGGAGAGGCUCAAGAACAGCAGUUUGGAAUGUUCUGUAAAUGUCAGGACUUGGGCUGGAAGGAUUUCAGAGAAAUUGGUGGGCCUUGUACCCAGGUGGUGGAGUGUCUUUAGAAAUGGGGAAACAUUUUGUUGGUAUAUGCAGAAGUUUAAUGUAGAUAUUUGAACAGGUGUUUAAAAAAAAAUUCUACUUUGCCCCCUCCCCUUAAAUCUGUUAGAAGUUUUAUAUGUGAUUUAAAAACAAAAUGCUUUGUUGCUUUUGUGUUCUGUUAUGGGCGAGUCUCCUGUGAGCUGCUGUGUGGACACUAGCUGUGUAAAUAGCUUCUCAUGAGACAUUUAUAUGGACAGCUGUCCGCCUUUCCUUCCAUUAUCAAUAGGGACUCUUUGUGAACGCCCUUUCUCUGUAGCUACCAAAAAACCAGUCCUGGCUUAUGGUCCCAUGUGACCUUGUAUCCGUUAAACCCAGAAUAUGAGUGCCUUUAGUAAGUGUUAGCAUUUCACAGAGGGUAGAGGUGACAGGAUGUACUGCCAUUAGCCACUGUUCAUAAGAUAGCUUGAAAUAGCAACGGUCCUUGUGACUUCUGUUCUGUGGUCCCUCCACCCCAUUUUAUAGUGCAAUCUCAAUUUGCUUUGGAGUAAAGUGUGUCCUCUGGGUGGGAGUCUGGCUGCUGAGGCUGUCAGUAGUCAUCUUCGUGGCUAUGUUUGAUGCCACAGAGGACUCGGAGCUUGAGAUGCUGAUGUUGGAAAAAACUUCCUACACUGACUGUGCUCCAGCUUGGUUCUUCUAUAGUGUGGAGAGAAUUAUGUAUCUACAAACAAAGUGUAUUGAGAGACUGCCUGGGACAGGUAGCUCCGUCUGGGUCAGGCUGUACUUCAUCUCUGCAUGGAUGGAGGAACCUUUCCAAGUAAGCUUGAGGCCUUUGAAAACGACAGUUUCCUUACUUUGAUUACUUUGAUUAUAUUUCCUGAGGUCCAUAUAAUUUUUCAAACAUAUGAUUAAACCAGUUUUCAUGUAGAAAUAGUAACAUUUGCCUCAGAAUUUUAUUAUGAAGAAUUUUGGACAUUUGUCAAAGUGGAAAACACCUAACUCUAUCUCCUGUUGUUGACAUUUCCCACUCGGGUUCUGUCUGCCCAUCAGAACAGAUGGCUCUAUACAUUUCAGACAGCGUCCAUACCAUGCGUGUCAUACUCUAGGAUUUAAUAUCUAAAUGUUAAUGUCUUAGGAAGACCGCAUGUCUAGGUCAUAAUUUGAGCCAGGAAACAGUCUCUGUUCUUUCCUGUGAUGGAUAUCAGUCUUCCUUGUUUUUGUUCCUGAGUAUGCUUAAGAGUUUCAACAAGUCUGCACCGGGUUACAUGGCCCAUAAAUGUUAUGUUCCCGACAGGACUUGCUGUGAACUCCCAGGCGCUGUAACCACUCUCCUCCUAUGCCUGUACAUAGCAGGAUUAAACUCUGAGACAGCAGUUCUGUCCACUGAGGGGUGGGCAAGCCUUAGAGCAGUCUACAGCUUUCCUCCAGUCAUGUCGGGGAAGACUGCAGUCUGCCUCCAUCCUGUGCCCACCCUCUGUGGCCAGCUCUGCAGAACUGAAGGGGUUUGCUCAGGUCGGAUAGAUUGGAUGGGGAGAACCAAAUGACAGUCCAACCUUGAGCGCUUUUAGGUUGUAAUCUUAGGCUUCCAGUAUAACUGAGCACUUCCUUUGUGCCCUUAGAUGGACUGUAUUUAUUUUUUACCAACUAGAAUUUUAGUUUUAGACAUUUCACAGUUCUCUUAACAUAGAGACAUUCCUGUGGUCAUUUGUUGUUUUGUGACAUUCCAUGUAGCUCAGGUGAGUCAAUUCUAUGUAGCCAAGGAUGACCUGGAACUCCCCCGAUCCUCCUGCCUCCACCUCCUGGUGCUGGGAUUACAGGCAUGUACCACCAUGCCAGGCUAUAAAUUGUAGUUUUAAUGAAGUCCAAAGCAAUUGCUAAAAUCUCACUGCACUGUUGAACACCAACUCAUGCAGGGUCUGUCUGGUUGUUUCUGUCUUUAAAUGGCUUUUCCGACCACCCUGUCCAUGUUUGUCCUCACUUCACUCCUUUACUCGUGAGAAUGGUGUUCUCCAUCACUGACCCCUCUCAUGCACUCUCAACCUGAUGCUUUUUUGUUGGUUUUAAGAAAUGACUCCAUAUGUCAGGGUGAGUGAUACUAUCUUCAGGCAAAGCCCUAUUGGGAGCAAACCCUCCUGGAAGUGGCUGGUCGUUGUUCUGCCUUCUUUUGAUAUCUGAUCACCCACCAAAGGUUCUGUAAGCCAGUGUGUCAUUUUGUAAGUCUCAUGUUGACUCUGCUCACCCAUGGUCUGCCCCUCCCUGCCCCCACCAGUCAACGGCAGUGACCUGGCAUGGGUUUUGUGUGUUGUCUUUGAAAUGCCUUAUUGGGUAUGCCAGGCUCUGUUGUCAAGCAUCCCAGCUGUCUGCUGGGAUAUGCUCGUCCUCUUUGGGGUAUGUGCUCCUGAUCCGGAAGCAAAGCUGAUCUUGCUUUCAGUAUCAAGGGUGCGUUUUAAUAUAGUUACUGUCUUAGGUUAGAAAUGAAGCAGGAGGCCGAGAGAGUGUGGAACCCUGCCUGUGGUCAGUGUGGCGACCUGUAAAUGUGCUUUUGCUGGUUCACUAGAAAGGACGCAGCAAAGAAAUGCCAGUCCAAACCGGAAAGUGGGGCCGUGUCAUAUCACGCUCUCUGCUUGUCACUUGGCUGUUGAGAAUCUGAGCAGGCCAUUGGACAGUGGGCCAGUCUAUGUUCUGGGGCUACAGAGCUGACUGACGUCACAGGAUUCAAACCAAUCAACUGUGAAUUAUGAAAUUGAAAUUGCUUUUGGUUUUUCUUUCCUUCAGCCUAUUAAAUAUAGAAGUCUGAAUGUUAUUUAAGCUUGUGCCACUUAUGUUGGCUCAUCUUGGCUGUGUAUCCUCAUGUAUGUACUGAUUUCUGUUAAAGGCUUGAUGACAUUGUAACAGGCUUUUGUGUGUUCAGUUCAAUAAAACAGUUUCUGAGUCUUGUCUCAAAA
Molecule: messenger RNA, 7491 nt
Organism: Grammomys surdaster
Lineage: Eukaryota; Metazoa; Chordata; Mammalia; Rodentia; Muridae
Gene: Zmat3
Product: zinc finger matrin-type 3
Exons: 6
Coding region: 229-1101 (290 amino acids)
Molecular function (GO): nucleic acid binding; zinc ion binding
Source: RefSeq, a predicted model, not a curated record